CGCCUCGGGGCCCCGCAGCCCCCGCCGCCGGUGAUGGCCAAGGAUGUCCUCGGAGGGGGAAGCCGAGGCGGCCGCUGGGAGCGGGCCGGGCAGCACCCCCGUGCCGGCCGCCGCCGUGCGGGAGGAGGACUUUCUUUAUUUCUGCUAGAAGAACUCAAACUAUCCUGCAAGAGCUACUGCUGAAUUUGACAUUUUAGAGGACUGGAGGCUCCUUCUGUCUUGCCCUCUGCUUUCGUCAUCUUCAGAUGGUGGCUUGAAUUCACAAGGAUAAGUGGUGUGAAAUAAGAGGCUGUCUUUGUAUGGUAUUUCAGGGGCAUCCUAGCACCAAAAAUCCAGCAACGCCCUGUGAAGCAGUCCCUGAGUGCCUGCAUGUGCCGAGAGUCCCACUGGAAAUGCCUCCUACUUUCCAUCCUCAUGUAUGGCUGCCUGGGUGCAGUGGCCUGGUGUCAGCUGGCUCGGGUCACCAAGCUCAGCUUUGAUAGUUCCUUCAAGGGCAAGUCCAUGAUCUACCAUGACAGCCCAUGCUCAGAUGGCUAUGUCUAUAUCCCUCUCGCCUUCCUCUCCAUGCUGUACGUGGUGUACCUGGUGGAGUGCUGGCACUGCCAUGUCAAGAGAGAGCUGCAGUACAAGGCAGAUGUGGACAGUGUCUAUGAAUGCAUCAACCGCAUGCAACAAGCCACUCCGUGCAUCUGGUGGAAGGCCAUUAGCUACCACUUUGUGCGGCGAACCCGGCAGGUGACGCGGUACCGCAACGGCGAUGCCUACACCACUACACAAGUCUACCAUGAGAGGGUCAACACCCAUGUGGCUGAAGCUGAGUUUGACUACUCUCACUGUGGAUACAAGGACAUCUCCAAGGAGCUCUUGGGCCUGGAGAGCUACACAGCCACCAAGCUGAGGUUCACCAAGUGCUUCAGCUUUGCCAAUAUAGAGUCUGAGAACUCUUACCUGACUCAGAGAGCUCACUUCUUCACGGAGAUCGAGGGGCUGGAUGACUACAUGGAGGUGAGGGAAGGCAUGCAGCUAAAAAAUGUGGACUUUAAAGAGCUUAUGAUGGCUUAUGGGGACCCAGAUCACCUCCCAUGGUAUGUAUCCCACUAUGCUUUCUGGGUGGCAGCUAUCCUAAUGAUCUCGUGGCCACUCAGGGUCCUCAUAGAGUAUCGAACUGCUUACGUUCACUACCAUGUGGAGAAGCUACUAGGUCUGGAGUACACAGCACCCACUGCAGUGGAGGAGCCCUUGUACCGGUAUCGCAUGCCACGAGACGCCACGCAGGACAGCACUGAGCUGGAGUGGCACAUCUGCACCAAUCGGCAGCUGAUCCCCAGCUACUCAGAGGCCAUGCUCAUGGACCUGGCCAGCUCCCCAGCCUACAACAGCUACACAGUGUGUCGUUAUGGUGAAACAGCCCAUGGCUGUGAACGCUGCAACCGUGCCUCCAGCACCUCCUCUAUCUUUUCACGCCAUGCUUUCCACAGCUGCAGCGGCAACUCCCGCAUCUCCCUCAACACCAGCCGCUUCUCCCUCUGCCGUGUCCAUGGCUCACACAGGACAGGCCUCUGGAGGAGCCACAGCAGCAGCAUCGCAGAACGGGGCUGCCAGGACGAGCAGUGCUGCUCCUACUCCAGUCAGCUGGCUGUCAAUGAAAACCCCCCAACCUACCAUGAUGCUCGCUUCUUCCCUGUCCUGAUUGUGCACAGGCCAGAGGGGCACAAUGGGCGGCAUUUCUAUGUCAGGCGCUCCUCCUGCCUAGAAACCUCUCUGUGACAAGUCUCCGUGGUUUCUCCAUAUCUGUGCCCCAGGACAGGGCUUGCAGAGGUGCUGUUGGCAGGGAUCCUGCAAGCAUCCAUCUCCACAGGAGGUGAGCCGGACGAGCUUCAGCUCUUUACCCUGCCAUUGCAAGAGGUUGCAGUCACUCUGAUCAAUGGAUAACCUCAUUUCCAAAAGCUUCACCUCCUCAUUCAGUUGAUCUCCCUAGUCAUUUGUUCCCCUCUUCCUUUUGCUCUUUCAUUCCCACCCUUUCUCUGCUCCUCAGUUCCCUGCCUCUCCUCCCAUCCCAUCCCAUCCUCAGCCUUUAUAUUACAUUUGACCUCAGUUGCUGCUGGAGGAUUUGUAAACCCUGUGCUUUGCAGUGUAUUUGCCCUCUUGGAUGCCCUGCAAGGUAAGAAACUCAGAUAAAGCGAGGCAAAAGGCAUGCUGCCAGACAGAGUGAAGUCAGAAGGAGAACUCAGAUCUGCAGGGGCUGAGUCACCUCCUGCAAACCACCAAAAAAGGUGCUUUUAAAAUUUAUUUUAUUUUCACCAGUCUUUUUUCCUGUUCCGUCAUUUCUUCUCUCCUUUCUUGACGUUCUCCUCCUCCCACUUUACCCUUCUUUUUUUUUUUUUUUUUUUUUUUUUUUCAGUUUUCUCACUUCUGCUUUUGUAUUUUUCAGGGAGGGUUGCCAGUGAGGAUGUCUUUCAGAGUGUAAUUGCCUUCCACUGGGCAAAAAUAAAGUAUUCACAGCACAAAUGUCACCGACUGCUUAUACAACCACAGGCUAUGCCCCUAAGGAAUGCUGAGGCCUUUUUUUCCAGAGCAGUGACAUGAACCAAUAAAGCAAAAAGCCCUUUGCUCACCUUGCCCUGCCUGGUCUGCAGCAGAGAUGCUGCUGCAUUUCCAGUUGUAGUUAAACUUGUCCAGCUCCACACCUGUUAGCAAUUGUCCAGAGCCAUAAGGUAGAUCAGUGCCCUGUUAGUCCCACUAUUUUUAGAGCUACGGGUUUGGUUUGUGGUUGUCUCGUUCCUACCGCUUACUCAGAGCAGCACAGGCUGUACAAGGGGAGAGGUGCUGGAAAGGGAAGGGUAAAUAUGGUAUUAACCCUCCCACUGGUAGUCUGGAGUUGUUAGGAAGCUCUUCCGCCCACAGUGUCUAUCAGAGCAGUUACAGGACUGCUCUACAUUACCCUUGGCUUUCCAUAUGCCCUGGGGAGGAGUUUUGGCUCAUAGCCCACUCUUGUCUUCCCACCUUCCCAGGUGGGAUGUGGUGCCACCCCAGCCCCAGGCAGGGAGCACAGCUAGGCGCCAGCCCCACUGGCUGCUCCUGCUGGUGCUCCAGGGUCUUCCCACAAUGCAUUCCCUGGAGCAGGUGUAGCACCUUCCAGAAACCAUCGAUUAGUCUCAGCAAUGCCAAACCCAGAAGGUGCCCCACCGCAGCAGAGUGGGCCACUGCCCUCUGGUCUGUGGGCUGCCCUCCUGGCCUGGCCAGAGAUGCCCCCCCAGAGGCAGGGACUGACCCUACAAGCUUAUGGUCACACUGGGGACCCUCCAGGGACCUCACACCUGCCAAACCUCCAUCCCACAAGCCAUGGUAAUACACUGAGCAAGCUCUGUACCAUUUUGUUGUGUGGAUAGCAGAGAUUAUUACCCACAGUGACUCACAGGAGAAUGCAAUAGGCUCGCAAUAAAAGUCACUUUUGAAAACAAAGUGUUGUCACUCCCUAUGGCAAGUAGGGAACAAACUGAGCCCCCACAGGGGCUGGCAGCAAAUGCUUCCUCCCAAGUUCAUUCUGUGUGUAUCUACAUGUAAUAUGAGAUUUGUAAAGUCAUAUUAGUAUGUGUAGAUUAUAUAUAACUCUGUAUACUUACAUGGAGAUUUCUUAUGGCAUUGACUGUUGCACCAUGUUGAAUACAUUUCAUUUUGGUUUGA
Molecule: messenger RNA, 3684 nt
Organism: Cuculus canorus (common cuckoo)
Lineage: Eukaryota; Metazoa; Chordata; Aves; Cuculiformes; Cuculidae
Product: transmembrane protein 151B
Exons: 3
Coding region: 370-1767 (465 amino acids)
Source: RefSeq, a predicted model, not a curated record